This is a messenger RNA of Syzygium oleosum, 1455 nucleotides long. RefSeq lists its product as uncharacterized. The record is from RefSeq and is a predicted model, not a curated record. Lineage: Eukaryota; Viridiplantae; Streptophyta; Magnoliopsida; Myrtales; Myrtaceae. Gene Ontology annotation, molecular function: serine-type endopeptidase activity. The transcript has 4 exons. Gene Ontology annotation, cellular component: mitochondrial inner membrane peptidase complex; membrane. The coding region runs from base 385 to 888 and encodes 167 amino acids.
CGAAUGUUGAUUCCCUUCAUGCGCCGGCUUGGGAUGACAGGCGACCUUCGUAUCAGGAAUGAUCAGGUUGCAGUAUGGCGAUCGAUGCGAUCUUCGUUGUGUCUAGAUCAGAACAGAGUGAGAUGUCAACUUGAUAUGGCCAGUAUCUUGGAGCGGCUGGGGUCAAUCAAAUUUUUCAGGAUGAGUUGCUGAAUUCAUUGGGCUUCAGGAGAUGAGUUAGGCGCUUCAAAGCCUUAAAGGCCAAGCCCAGGUUCGCUCCUCAUUCCACUUCUCUGCUCACGCUCUUUCCUCCUCCUCCUCAUCGUUCGGCAAAUUCUCUGCUUGGGCAUUACGUCGAACAGCUUGCGAACAAAGCUGAAAACUUGUCGCCCACAGAUCGAAGGCAUGAAUCUGUUCGGUAACGCAGCUCGAUGGGGAAGCAUCGCCAAAGAAGCGCUCGACCGCACCGCGAUCGUGGCGAAGUUCCUGUGCUUGCUCCACGUCACCAACACCUACAUCUGCACUCCUACUCUCGUCUACGGCCCGAGCAUGCUCCCGACUCUGAACCUGACCGGCGACGUGCUAUUGGCCGAGCGCGUGUCGCACCGGCUGGGGAAGGUGGGGCCCGGCGACGUGGUGCUGGUGAGGUCGCCCGUGGAUCCCAGGAAGUCCCUCACCAAGCGCGUCGUCGCCAUGGGUGGCGAUAAGGUCACUUACGUCGUCGAUCCUCGCAACAGCGACCGAGUUCGCACGAUCGUGGUGCCGGGGGGGCAUGUGUGGAUUCAGGGCGACAAUAUCUACGCGUCGAGUGAUUCGCGGCAAUUUGGCCCUGUUCCUUAUGGUCUCGUCGAAGGCAAAAUAUUAUGCAGGGUAUGGCCGCUUGAUGGAUUCGGAUUGCUGAAUCACUGACUCUAGUGCAUCAUGGAAAACCCAUCUUCAUCGUGGGAGCAAACCGGCUGAAGGCGAGGCACUGCAGAGGAAAGAGUGUAUAAACUGAAGUUUGAAACAGACGCAUUACAAACUCUUUAGUGAAUCUGAGUUUUGCCCUUGUUACAGCGAAGAUUUGGCAUGAUGCACUUGAAUCAGGUUAGGUCUGUGUAGAAGGAAUAUAUGCCACUAGGAUCUCUUUUUCAAUUUAAGUCACAAGGAUCUGUCUAGUCUACAAUUUAGGGAAAGCUGCCUCUGUUGGAGUCGAGUCCUACCUAAAGCCUGCCGCGACUGAUUCGUCUUGCCAUGCUGCAAUUUGUCGCUCGAGCAGUUGUCACGGAAUUUGUAUGACAGGAAACAUAGCUACAUUCUAAGGGUAGAUAUAUCCAUUAAUUUGUGACACUAUCUUGGACAUGGUAUCCUUUUUUGGCUGACGAACACGGUCAUAGUUCUUUCUGUAGAAUGCCUCGAGGAAAAACGUUCCGGAAAGAAUCUUAGUGCCGCUUAAUAUUCCAUAGAGAAAAUCUUUGUGUGAGCUCUUUAUCCUUA